AUGUCGGAGAAAAUGCCUUACGAGCUCUUCACAAACAAAACUCGAGCUUUUGUUUAUGGUCUUCAGCCCCGCGCUUGCCAGGGCAUGCUUGACUUUGACUUUAUCUGCAAGCGCGAGAUCCCCUCUGUUGCUGGUGUUAUUUACCCCUUUGGCGGCCAGUUCGUCACCAAGAUGUAUUGGGGCACCAAAGAAACACUUCUCCCUGUCUACCAGCAGGUUGAGAAGGCAAUUGCCAAGCACCCCGAUGUUGAUGUGGUUGUUAACUUUGCCUCAUCUCGUUCCGUGUACUCUUCAACUCUUGAGCUUCUUGAAUACCCUCAAAUCAAGACCAUUGCUAUCAUUGCCGAGGGUGUCCCUGAGCGUCGCGCUCGUGAGAUUCUCUACAAGGCUAAGAAGAAGGGUGUCACCAUCAUUGGCCCUGCCACUGUCGGUGGUAUCAAGCCUGGCUGCUUCAAAAUUGGUAACACUGGUGGUAUGAUGGAUAAUAUUGUUGCCUCCAAGCUCUACCGUCCCGGUUCUGUUGCCUAUGUUUCCAAGUCUGGCGGUAUGUCCAAUGAGCUUAACAAUAUCAUUGCUCAUACUACCGACGGUGUUUACGAAGGUAUUGCCAUUGGUGGUGAUCGUUACCCUGGUACUACCUUUAUCGACCACAUUUUGCGUUACGAAGCCGAUCCCAACUGUAAGAUUAUUGUCUUGCUUGGUGAGGUCGGCGGUGUCGAAGAGUACCGCGUUAUUGAAGCUGUCAAGAAUGGCAUUGUCAAGAAACCUAUUGUUGCCUGGGCCAUUGGUACCAUUGCCUCCAAGCUUAAGACCGAGGUUCAAUUCGGUCACGCUGGUUCUAUGGCCAACUCUAACCUUGAAACAGCUGUUUCUAAGAAUGCUGCCAUGAAAGCUGCUGGAUUCUACGUCCCUGAUACCUUUGAAGACCUCCCAGAAACUUUGGCCCAAGUUUAUGAUUCCCUUGUUAAGAAGAAGGUCAUUGUUCCUGAACCUGAGCCUGAAGUUCCCAAGAUUCCCAUUGAUUACUCUUGGGCCCAAGAACUUGGUCUCAUUCGCAAGCCUGCUGCCUUUAUCUCUACUAUUUCUGAUGACCGUGGCCAAGAACUUUUGUACGCUGGUAUUCCUAUUUCCGAAGUCUUUAAGGAGGAUAUUGGUAUCGGUGGUGUCAUGUCUUUGCUGUGGUUCCGCCGACGCCUGCCUCCUUAUGCCUCCAAGUUUUUGGAAAUGGUUUUAAUGCUGACGGCUGAUCAUGGUCCGGCAGUUUCUGGUGCUAUGAAUACUAUUAUUACCACACGUGCUGGAAAAGAUCUUAUUUCUUCCCUCGUCUCUGGUCUUCUGACAAUUGGUGAGCGCUUUGGUGGCGCGCUGGACGGUGCCGCCAACGAGUUUAAGAAUGCCUUUGAUAAGGGUCUCUCACCACGCCAGUUUGUCGAUUCGAUGCGCAAGCAAAAUAAGCUUAUUCCUGGCAUUGGCCAUAAGGUUAAGUCGCGUAACAACCCUGAUUUCCGUGUCGAACUUGUCAAGGAAUUUGUCAAGAAGAACUUCCCCGCUACAAACCUUUUGGACUAUGCGCUGGCCGUUGAAGAAGUCACUACAUCUAAAAAGGACAACCUUAUUCUUAACGUCGAUGGCUGUGUUGCCGUAUCGUUUGUUGACCUUAUGCGUUCGUCUGGUGCAUUUACACCAGAAGAAGUUGAGGAAUACUUGAAGAAUGGUGUUCUCAACGGUCUAUUUGUGUUGGGCCGUUCUAUUGGUCUUAUUGCCCAUCAUCUCGACCAAAAGAGACUCAAGACUGGUCUUUACAGACAUCCAUGGGACGACAUUACCUACCUUGUUGGCCAAGACGCUAUGCAGACUACCAAGCGUGUCGAAGUUGACGCUCGUGGUGUCUCCAAGGCUGUCAGCAAGAAGGGUGGUCCUCAAAAGUAA
Molecule: messenger RNA, 1929 nt
Organism: Magnusiomyces paraingens
Lineage: Eukaryota; Fungi; Ascomycota; Dipodascomycetes; Dipodascales; Dipodascaceae
Exons: 1
Coding region: 1-1929 (642 amino acids)
Biological process (GO): tricarboxylic acid cycle; fatty acid biosynthetic process; acetyl-CoA biosynthetic process
Cellular component (GO): cytosol
Molecular function (GO): ATP citrate synthase activity
Source: RefSeq, a predicted model, not a curated record